AUGACGAUUGGUGUAGGGGAUCUGUUGGACCUGGCCAUCAGCCCUGAAAUUGGACCAGUAAACUUUUUUCACUUAAGAAAUUUGCUUCACACUUUAGUGGAACAUUUCGACAUCGCAGACGUAGAGGCACAACAGGCUGAAGUCAUAGCUCCUGGUGGAUUAGCGAGUUCUGAUGGAUCAUCCAGCGAGGAAAGCAGUGAAGAAGAAGACGACGAUAGCGAUGAAGAAAGUGAAUCUGAAGGGGAGCCAGAAAUUCAGAUUAUUGAAGAAGAAGUUGAGAAAGUAGUUAUUGAUGAAGACAGCAAUGAGAAAACUGUGACGGUGACAAUACAGAAGGAAGUAAUCAAAGAACCUGCCGAGAAAAAGAAAAAGAAAGAAGAAAAAGAAAAAGGAGAGAAGGGAAAAGAUAAAGAUAAAUCAGAGAAAAAAGACAAAAAGAGCAAAGAUAAAUCGAAAUCCAAGUCAGAAAAAGAUGGCGAUGAAAAAGAAAGUAAGAAAAGCAGUAAAAAAGACAAAGAAAAGACGUCUGGUAGUUCGUUGUACGGAAAAGAUCUCUAUGGGAAAGAUUCGAAGGAGAAAAAGAAGCUCACUGCAGAUACCAUAGGAGACAUGCCUGAGGUUAUUAACCUAACACGCAGACUCGACGCUGUAGAGAAUGGUUUGAAGGGUCUACGAAAUAUAGUUGAUUCAAUGGUGAAUCAGGUUGACUUUGGUGAUGGAGUUGGAGAGAUCUUAAAGGCUCAGUUAGAUCAAGCGCAACAGCAGAUCACGACGGUAGAGCUCGUUCCUAAAGAUGAACCUAAAGAAAGCAAGAAGAAGAAGAAAGGAAAAAAAGGUGCCGAAGAAGUACCUCAGACUGGUAUCAUUACCGAGGGAGGAGCUGUAGUCGGAGGGGAAGCAGCAGGGCAAGCUGUGGUAGGACCCGGUGGUGUUGUGACAUCAGCCCCAGGAGCUCCAGUUGCUGGUGCAGCUGUCCUUCCAGCUGUCAUACCUCCACCAAGUCAGCGAGCUGCUGCUGCUACUGAUGGAGGGAAGGGGAGAACUCCUUCUCGUAAGGAAGGGCGAAAAGCAGGAGUACCGCUGAAGGGAGCUGCAGGUAGCAGACCUGAGAGCCAGGAUGGCGACCAACCAGCCCCACUAAAGAAACGUACCACACUACAAGACCUUCAGCUCAGGAAGAAAGCUCGAGAGGAGGGAGUGAGUGUUGAAGAGAUCAAAGCGAGAGAAGCUGAAAUGGAAAAUGACACAAAUGAGAAUAAGAAGGAUGAGAAGGACAAGAAGGACAAGAAUGACAAAAAGGACGAUGACGCUGAUGAUACAAGCUCCUCGGAAUCACUUGACUCUGCUGAAGAACAAGCGGCAAUGGACGAAAUGAUUAUGGAAGAAAUCGAAGCAGCUUUAGAAAACGCUGCUGAUGACCCUGAGGCUCAAGCAUAUGCUCUGAGACUCAGCCUUGAACAGAUGAACAACAUGAAGAACAAUAUUGCUAAGUCUCAUGAUGAAUUCCGUAAAGACAUGGAGAAGAACAAACACGCCAUUAAUCAGAUUGCAAGAGAGCUGUCUUUGUUUAGAGCUGCAAGAAAGGCACAGGAUGCCGAAGGCUUCAACGCAGUCCACCAUGUACAUAGCAUGGUCCUAGAACUACAAUCAAAACACGAGAAGCUAACAUCAACCACAGCAGAGUUAGUCAACGAGUACAACAGAAGAGAAAAGACAUUUGAAGAACUCGUUGAUAACGUGGAGAGACUCCAGCAGAACAAUGCAGACAAACAAGACGUCAACCAAGAGAUUAAUGUCAAAGCUGUCAAAAUGGAGUUGGAGAGUAAAGUAAGCAUGAACCAGUUUGACGAAGGGUUCAAUUUACUUGAUCGUGGUUUGAGUGACGCACGGGAAAAGAUGGAAAGCCAGAUGUCUGUAGAAGACGCAUUAAAGCAUACCUUAUCAGAACUGCAGUCCAAACUGUCUCUAAAACUCGAUCGCAAUGAACUCGAUAAUCUGAAAUCUCAGCUGGAAUCGCGCAUCAAGGAGAUUCAGAUCACUAAAACUGUAGUGAAAGAAAAACCUGAGGAUGGCGAACCUGCAGGCUUUAGAAGGAAUAUAACAGAAAAAGUCCAUUGUAUAUCAUGUGAUAGACCACUAGAGGUCAAUAAAGGACCGGUCAAUUCCAACAUGCCCAAAAUGCAGGGACUGCCGAGCCACAAGUCUUCAAAACCGUACACUACCUAUGAACUAGAACAUAUUCGACAACACUCCAAAAUGAACACAAGCCUAAGAAAAGCGGUGAUUAAUGCAGAAUUGCCGUAUUCGGCCCAGAGGUUAAAGAAUGAAGUAGUUGCUAUGACCGGGAUGGUGGAUUUGAUCGACUUGCCUCCAUCACAGCGGUACUGUGGAGGAAGUCAUACUAUAAUGCAUCCAUUCCGCAGAUCCGUCAAGUCCACUUCAACUCAUUUUAACCAAUACGUCAUGAUUCGUGAUGACGCAGAAACCAACGUUGCCCUCCCCCGUAGGGAUUUCAUUGUCCCAAAGGAUUCUCAGCUGAAAAAAUACAUAAAGCCUAAACUACCUGCUAUUGGUCAAACCAACACACGUGAUGCCUCGCCCCCUCUGGACUACGAUGAUGGGUACCAGGACCGACCCUCCAGCGCUCCGGCCACGCCCGGGCUGUACAGUAACACGACAAAACGGGACCGCAGCUUGACGUCACCACCCAGGGAUAAUACAUUGCCAGUUUCCCCACCCCCUGGGGAGAGCGGGAAUAAUUCGCCGAUAGAGGUUGAUAGGAUAUCGGUAACUUUACCGGCUCCUGUUGAGGAGACCUGAUUUUCCGUUUAAAUGUUCAUUUCAGAUCACGGUGCUUUGCCCCUCAGGGGUAGCCGAAGGGUUGUAUGUUACAGAUAAUUUCAGAAACGAAAAAAAACAGAAACGUCCGCCAUUUCGGAUGAUAAUUUUUGUUUUUCUCCUCCAACAUCGCAUCUAUGACAUACAUGCGAUCCAAAAAUACAUUGUGUAUUUAACUGCAAAAUUACUGCGUUAAAUUCAAAAGAUAAUAAUGUCAGGUAAUGAGAGGGCACUAAAUGCGCUCUGGUUAUCCAAGAGGCACAACAUCCACUUAGGUCGAACGAAAACAGACAGUUGAGGUCAGACUUCCUUCCUAUUUUCCUUUAGCUUUACUUACAGUUCACAAACUGUUGACUUAUUCCUUCUCCGUGUGAGGAAACAACUCAUUUAUUAACAUAAUUCUUGGCUGAAAUAAACUUCCCGUGCAUUAUACAAUUCAAAAAUGACCGAAUUAGAAACUAUGUAAAUAUAAAAGCAUACAUUCGUUCAUUCGUUCAUUUUCAUGUUGUGCAUAUUUUGCCACAAAAAGCCUCUGAAAAUCUCGAAGAUUUUGGCAUGAUAUUUUAUUGAAAUAUUUAAACGAUAGACAUAUAUAGUCUAUCUAGUGAGUUCAAUAUUCGUAUGACCAAUGAAUAUUAUGAAUAUUUAUCAGACGUGUGUAGUAUUCCCUUAGCAAACCAUGACAGCUAGAAGGUUCUGGCGGCAUUGUUCUUGUAUAUAGUUCUUAAAACGUUGUGAGAUAGGAAAGGAUAGACGUGAUAAAACAUUUGUAUGGUUUGACUAAUUGUAUUGAUAGAAAUACCCAUUAGCAAUUUGUGAAUGGAAAUAAAAGUUGACUGUGGGGAAA
This is a messenger RNA of Actinia tenebrosa (Australian red waratah sea anemone), 3685 nucleotides long. RefSeq lists its product as uncharacterized. NCBI's taxonomy places the organism in Eukaryota, Metazoa, Cnidaria, Anthozoa, Actiniaria, Actiniidae. The record is from RefSeq and is a predicted model, not a curated record.